This is a messenger RNA of Ascochyta rabiei, 762 nucleotides long. RefSeq names its product Clathrin light chain. Gene Ontology annotation, biological process: clathrin-dependent endocytosis; clathrin coat assembly; intracellular protein transport. Gene Ontology annotation, molecular function: structural molecule activity; clathrin heavy chain binding. NCBI's taxonomy places the organism in Eukaryota, Fungi, Ascomycota, Dothideomycetes, Pleosporales, Didymellaceae. The coding region runs from base 1 to 762 and encodes 253 amino acids. Gene Ontology annotation, cellular component: clathrin coat of coated pit; clathrin coat of trans-Golgi network vesicle; plasma membrane. The record is from RefSeq and is a predicted model, not a curated record. The transcript has 3 exons.
AUGGCGGAUCGAUUUCCCUCAUUAGAUGAGUUCGACGCUGGUCAGAGCGAAGCCCGCGGCGAUGCUACCAACUUUGACGCCCUCGGCGAUGAUGCCAACGACGACUUCCUCUCACGUGAGCGUGCGAUCCUCGGCGACGAUGCGGACCAGUUUGCCUCGGAAAACGACAAGCUGGCAACUGUCGAAGACGGGGACGAUGACCUGCUCGGCGGAGACUUUGGCGGCCAGGCCAAUGUUGGCGCGCAGGAGAUCGGCGGCUUCGAGAGCUCUUUCCCUGCAAUCGACACUACCAACGAGCACAUGGCCCCUGGCGGCACAAUCACAGGGCCCACCCUCCCGUUUCUUCCUGGCCAGCCUGCACCCUCGUUCACCCCCCAGCGAUCAGAUUCCCCUGAGCCUGAUGUGAUCCGUGAAUGGCGUGAGCGCCGCGAGCUCCAGAUCCAGCACCGUGACGAGGUUUCUGCCGAGCGCAAGAGCAAGACCAUCCAGGAGGCGCAGCAGAACAUCGACGACUUCUACGAGAACUACAACAACAAGAAGGACAAGGAGAUCGCCAAGACACGGAAAGAAGCUGAGGAGUUCCUUGCCAACCGGGACGACACAACAGCUGGCGGUACUAGUUGGGAGCGCAUUGCCAAGCUGGUCGACCUGAGCGGCAAGGGCACCAAGGGUGGAGCGUCAGGAAGCGAGAAGGCGCGAUUCAGGGAGCUUCUGCUUAGCCUGAGGAAGGACGACAAGGCGCCUGGCUCGACCGGGUACUAG